Molecule: messenger RNA, 969 nt
Organism: Menidia menidia (Atlantic silverside)
Lineage: Eukaryota; Metazoa; Chordata; Actinopteri; Atheriniformes; Atherinopsidae
Source: the annotation of a GenBank genome assembly
AUGGCUCUGGGUCUGCUGCGCGUGCUGCUCUCCCUGAGUGUGUGCCUGGCGCGUGGAGGGGUCCUCACCGGUGACGCACGCCAGGUUGGAGCUCUCUCCGGUCGGAACUGUACCCUGAAGUGCACCGCGGAGCACAAAGCCGGCGUCCGGUACAGGACUGUGGUCUGGUAUAAGCUGGGAGGAGGCCAGCCGGAUCGGCAGAGUGGUCUUUUGCGCAAGGAUCUCCCCCACGGUGAGACCAGAAGAUACGCCGGCCUGGACCGGGAGAUGGAGCUGCUGGACGACUCCCACGGACUCUCGCUGACCAAUGUGACGUGCGCAGACGGCGGCCUGUACCUGUGCAAGCUGUGGGCCCCCGUGGGAGAGCAGAACCGGCAGGGGCAGGUCCUGCUCACUCUGACAGAUUGUCCAGUUGAGCCCACAAAAACUCCUGAUGCCGCCAGAGAUUAUCUCAUCGGCCCAACAGAUUUGCCAGUCGCCCCCACAGAAGAUGUGAUGACCAAUGACCUCGUUAUUUGUGCCACUGUUUUGAUAAUGGUGGCACUAAUUAUACUUUCCGUUAUCCAUUGCUGCUUCAAUACCACUUUUAAAGACAGAAAACAGAAACUGAAAAAGGACAUUUUAUUGGAUGCACCAGUCAAAGAGCUUCAGAAGAAGGACUUAAUGUUGAUCUACACUUUGGGUCCGAAACCAUCCACUAUGAAGCACAUCUGUGUGUGAAGUACACUCCUUUUUGGACUCAAACUCGAGUGGUUUGGGGAGUGUAAUCCAGAAUGGGGGUUUGCACAGUGGUACGAAGGAUGCCACCGUCCCCUCGCAGCAUAGGGUUGACGGUUUGAAUCCCGGUCGGGGGCUUUAAUGUGUGGGGUUAGCAGUUCUCCCUGUGCAUGAGUGGCUUCUCCACGUUCCCCCAAUACUGAAACAUGAAUUGGCAACUCUAAAUUGACCCGUAGGGGUGAGUCUGAGCAU